Messenger RNA from Triticum dicoccoides, 2431 nucleotides. Its product is annotated as phosphatidylinositol 3,4,5-trisphosphate 3-phosphatase and protein-tyrosine-phosphatase PTEN2A-like. The record is from RefSeq and is a predicted model, not a curated record. Gene Ontology annotation, cellular component: cytosol. Gene Ontology annotation, molecular function: phosphatidylinositol-3,4,5-trisphosphate 3-phosphatase activity. NCBI's taxonomy places the organism in Eukaryota, Viridiplantae, Streptophyta, Magnoliopsida, Poales, Poaceae. Bases 248 to 2212 code for a protein of 654 amino acids. Gene Ontology annotation, biological process: dephosphorylation. The transcript is spliced from 13 exons.
UGUACCCACUCCAGGGUCGUCUCCUCCCGCUGCACCCCACCAAACCCGGCCGCGAUCCCCAUCUCUCUGUUUCCCACACAGACCUACGCCGAAGAAGCAACCGCCCUUCUCCCCCCCUCCAUCAGGCAGCUCGCCGUCGUCGCCAACUCAGCCAAGCCUCGAGGGAAGGAACGACACACAGAUCCGGACCUUGCUGAUGUGGCUUGUCAUUCGUUCACCUGAGAUUAAUAAACUCCGUUAGUCAAUCAUGGAACAACAACAAGUCAAGCCAUCUCUUCCCCCGUCUGAUGCUCCUAUGGAUAACCAGGAUUCAUCUCCACUUCCUGCCGUUACUACUGCUGAUCCUGUUCCACGUGCUCUUUCAAAUGAUUCUGCAACACAGGCUGCCAGUCCAAAUCCUGUUGCCCCUUCAUCUCCUUCUGCUCCAACUUCUGCCACCACACAAGAUGCUGCAGGACGCGAGUCACCAUCAUCCAUGUUUUCUACAUCAGGCUUAUCUUCUGGGGCGAAAAAUCUGAAAAUCCCUCAGCCUUCUUCAGGUCAAGAAUCACCACCAGGUAAAAAUACCGUUUCCCGUCUCGCUAGUGGCCUUGGAUUGCGGCUGUCUCCAAAAUACCCACAGCAAGAUGAGAGUGCUGAAGGCAGCACAACCCCAACUACGGCACAAGCUGGUGUUUUUGGUUCCUUGACAAGAGGCAUUGUGGAUUCCUCUAAGAAUGCUGUUAAGGCAGUGCAAGUUAAGGCUCGCCACAUGGUCUCACAGAAUAAGAGACGAUAUCAGGAAGGAGGAUUUGAUUUAGACAUGACAUAUAUUACAGAGAACAUAAUUGCUAUGGGUUUUCCUGCCGGUGAUUUGAGCUCAGGGAUUUUCGGAUAUUUUGAGGGCUUUUAUCGCAACCACAUGGAGGAAGUCAUCAGGUUCUUUGAAAUGCAUCACAAGGGGAAAUAUAAGGUGUAUAACCUUUGCUCAGAAAGGCUGUACGAUGCAUCUCUUUUUGAGGGAAAGGUUGCAUGCUUUCCUUUUGACGAUCAUAAUUGUCCUCCGAUACAACUUGUCAUAUCAUUUUGCCAAAGUGCAUACUCAUGGUUGAAGGAAGACAUAGAAAAUGUGGUGGUUGUCCAUUGCAAAGCUGGGAAAGCAAGAACAGGGUUGAUGAUCUCUAGCCUUCUAGUAUACCUAAAGUUCUUUCCUACUGCGGAGGAGUCCAUUGAAUACUACAAUCAGAAAAGAUGUGUAGAUGGAAAAGGGCUUAUUCUUCCAAGCCAGAUUAGAUAUGUGAAGUACUUUGAGCGUAUCUUAACUUACUUCAAUGGUGAAAAUCAGCCGCCUCGCAGGUGCAUGCUUAGGGGAUUUCGCCUUCAUAGGUGCCCCUAUUGGAUCAGGCCAUCAAUUACUGUGUCCAAUCAUAAUGGUGUUCUUUUUUCUACAAAGAAGCAUCCAAGAACGAAAGAACUAAUGCCAGAAGAUUUCUGGUUUAGUGCACCAAAGAAGGGAAUUAUGGUUUUCGCGUUGCCCGGGGAGCCUGGAUUAGCAGAGGUAGCUGGUGAUUUCAAGAUUCAGUUUCAUGAUCGGCAAGGAGAUUUCUACUGCUGGCUAAAUACAACAAUGAUGGAGAAUAGAGUGACACUGAAUCCAACUGAUUUUGAUGAUUUUGACAAGAGAAAAUUGCCGUCACCAGGAUUCCAGGUUGAGAUCGUUCUGGUAGAUUAUAGUGGUUCACAACCACCAAAACAAAAACCAGCUGAUGGAUCUGCUGAUAAGAAGUCUGAUGCUGAUUCCUCUACGAGCAGCAGUGCCAAAGACAGCAAUGCUGCACCUGUAGAGUCCAAGAAAGAAACUGGAAGUGAUGAUAAGGAUGAUGUUUUUUCUGACAAUGAAGCAGAAGAUGGAUCAUCCAAGGGCAGGAAGGAGGAGGUCUCCAGCAGUGGUCAAGGUGGAGCAAAUGGAGCCAAAGCUUCUGAAACAAGUGUUGCACAACAGGAGCCAUCAGCCGUUGCUAGCGGAAUCGAGAAAAUAACCAUUUCGGGUGAUCAAGGAAUUGCAAGGGCACCUGACGUUAUCUCUCUCAAAACUGAAGCUAGCAGCAAGAGCGGCUCCACCAAAGCACAACCCCCUGCUCUGGAAUCAUCCAGCUUGAGCGAGUUCAAGGCCAUCGCCGCAGACGCUUCGGUCUUCUCAUUUGGAGAUGAAGAUGACUACGAAAGCGAAUAGGGCCCUCUGCUUUUGCAGGUGUUUGGUUUGUCAUGUGUACAUUUUCACUCUUCUAAGACCCAUGAUGGAAUGUCACUAUAAAGCAACGCUGGAAAGAAUUGAUUUAUUUCUGUGUUUUGCGUUUAUUAUAGCCCUUUAAUCAAGGUGCAGUGUUGUACGUUGACCAGAUCUGAACUUGGACAGUAGCGACUGAGAAUGUUAUAGCCAUUUGAUUCUCCA